AUGCCUGUCCCGCUGACCGUCCGCAUUCGAAGGUACAGGGUCCAGCUCAUUUUCAUAGCUGUUUUCUUCAUAUUUCUCUUUCAAUACCACAAAUCAUCCAACUUUGCUCCUGUAACAUUCCCUAACGAGCCACCUCAGCAACCCAUAGUUCACAAUGUCCCAGUCGCAGAACAAGAAGCAGUCCUGCCAAACAAACAACUCCCGAAGCUAAACAAAGAACAAGACGACAUCUCUCUUGACCGCACAAGGCCAAAGAAAGUUGCACCAAAAAUUCUUGAGGCUCCCGAUGUUCCCUUUGAAGAAGACGUCGGAGUUGCCGGUGCCGCUGCUGAAGCUGCCACCGCUGCUAUUGCCGCUUCCAAAAAUGAAAAACCUUCUUCUGAAAACACAAUCACCAAUGACAACCAACCACUGAAAUUCCCACCAAGUUUGGGCGGUGGCACCAUCACUGGCAAUAUCAACAUUGACCGCCUUAACAAUGCCAAUCCUAAUGACAUCAACCCCAAGGGCAAGAGCUCGCUUCCUCAGUUGCCCUCUGCAGACGAUCCUCUUGCUCCCAAGUAUACUCCAGGUGACAAUAUUGUCUACCUCCCUUCAAACCGCCACAGUACGAUCCGUGCCAUUGACAGGGUUCUCGAGCCCACAUACGAGGACUGGAUCACUUUAGAAAUCAUUGGUACUGGAAAUACAAAUACUCGUCUUGACGGUAUCGGUGGAUCAUUCCGUCCUAAAGUUUCAAAGCUUCCACGCUCCCAGAAUUUCCCCCCAUCAAGUAUCAUCUCUCUGCCUUCCGGUGGAACCACCCUUCCUCAAAUCCAAGCUACUACCUUUUACACUCAGUCCGAUUCUGAUCGCACUGAGCGUCUUCGCCGUCUGGAACGUGCAAAGGAGGUUUUCCGCAUUGCUUGGAAUCAGUACCGCACUCAUGCAUGGGGUUAUGACGAAAUCAAACCUGUUUCCCAAGUCGCCUUUAACCCAUUUGCUGGAUGGGCUGCCACACUUGUCGACGCUCUUGAUACAAUGCAGAUCAUGGGUCUUACCACGGAGUUUCAAGAAGCCAUAGAACUUUUGAAGACGAUUGACUUCUCUAGCACCUUUAGAAUAGACAUUCCUCUCUUUGAAACUGUCAUUCGUUACCUUGGUGGACUUCUCUCUGCAUAUGAUCUCUCUAACCAGAGCGAAAAGGUUUUGCUGGACAAGGCCAUUCAACUCGCUGACAACCUAAUGGGUGCAUUUGAUACCCCAAAUAGAUUCCCUCGCCUACAUUUCAAGUGGGAGGACACCCAACAAAAAUACAAGGAACGUGCGGGCUCUUCUUCCAAUCUUGCAGAGUUUGGCUCUCUUUCUGUAGAGUUUACUCGUCUUGCCCAGCUUACUGGAAACAACACUUAUUACGAUGCCGUUGAUCGUCUCACCCAAGCGUUGGCCCGUAAAGCCCCAGGUCUCUCCAAGCCAUAUCUCUUUCCACCAGGGCUUGACACUUCCGGAUGUAACCUGGUUCCUCUUGAUUCAAACUCUGAAAGCAACGCCCAAAAGUCUCAGAGAAACCUCCCGCUUGCUGGAGAAACUGUAGUGGACGCUGCUGAAAGUUCAGCAUCUUCUUCAGCUGUUGCUGACGGGUCUAUUAGCACUAUUCCUCUAUCACUACUAAGCUCUAAUAGUAUCACUCUUUCUUCUUCAUCUACAACUAUUUCAUCUCCAUCCUCCUCCUUCUCCUCUUCCUCGGCUACCCAGACUACUACGCCGUCUGCCACGUCUACCUCUACCACUUCUAUUCCUACGUCAUUGUCAACCACUUUAACCACACCAACCUCUUCUUCCACUUCAUCUAAUGCUGUUACCUCUCCUACCACCAGCGCUGGUUUUUCCGACUCUGCGGCUUCUACUUCUUCUCCUAACAUUUUUCAGAACCAAGCCACCGUCAUCACCCAGACUCAGACCCCUACAACUGUUGCCGUUUCCACAGUAUCCCCUUCCACAUCAUUUUCCGUUCAAAACUCAGCGUCAACAAUUAGCCAAGUUGCUUCAGAAAACACUGUUUCCGUUGACUCCAUUGUUCUUGUUCAAAAUGAUCCAACUGCUGUUACGGCUACUUUGACCCAAACAAGUCCCGGUGCAAAUGCAUUUUUCUCCAGCGCCAACAACCAAAACUACAUUGCCAAUAAUGUUUACAAUGGCGGGAAUGCAGUUACACCUUCUUUGAUCUCAGUUGUCAGCUCUAACUCUCUGGCCACUGGCCAAAUUUUUAUUGCUAAUCCUACCCCCACUUUUAACAUUAACAAUGUCCCAACAACAGUUGUUUUGUUCAACCGCGAAGAGGAUAGUGCCGGGGAUGAUGACGAGUCUAAUGCUGAAGACAAUUCUAAUAAAGGUGUUGCCCUUGAACGUCGCCAAUUAGGUUAUACUUUUCAAGCAAGUACUAAGGUUAGCGUUAGCGGUCCUGGGGCUGUUAGCGUUGCAGCCGCUGCAGCUGCUGUGGUUGGAGGAAACAACAAUGGGCAAGCUCGGGUUUAUACUAAAACCGUUUAUGCAAGCACACCAAAAGCUGCUAGCACACAGGCUAGUGAUGUCGGGUCUUCUGCUGGUUCACAAGCCGGUUUGAGUGGAUCUCAAGCUGGCUCACUAGCUGGUUCUUUCUCAGGAUCAAAUGGCUUUCAAGCAGGCUCUAAUGCAUUUUCUGGUAAUGGCUUUGCUCAGGCAUUUGCCCAGGCAGGUAAUGCUGUAGCUGUAGCCAAUGUCAAUCUCAAUUCACCCGCUGUUGCUUUUGUUGCACCCACAAUGGUUUCUUCAGUACAAACCCUGACACACCCUUCAGUUCAAGUGCAGGUCAAUUCUGGUACCCAAUCAGCUCAAGUGCAAUCUGUUAGCACUACUAUCAAUCAGUCCCCUACUGUUCAGUCUCCAUAUACAAUAACCACUACUGUUAAAGCUCCUGUUCAAUCCCAGUCUCCAUAUACAAUAACCACUGUUAUUAAGGCCUCACCUUCCCAAGAAACUCAGGAAAUUCAAAGGUCAACACAAUCUACAGCAGAUGUUUCAUUGACUUCAACUUUAACGUCUACAUUUUCUUCUGAUGCCUCAGGAUCUGUUCAAGUUCAAGUUGGGGCUCAAGCUGGUACUUCAGUUGCUGGUCAAGGAAGCACGCAAGUCCAGGAUUUCACAUCUGUUGAGGCUAAUGGUGCAAAUAUAGAAGUUGAAGCUACAACUUCUGCACAAGCUGGGAAUGUUGGAACUACCACCUCUGCCCAAGGUGCUCGGCAAACUACUUUUUAUAUCGCUUCUUCUGCUUCUGCAUUCCAAUCCUCUCCCAAUUCCGCAAGUGUUAAUGCUGUUGGCUCUGUUUCUACAUCUAUUGGGGAUGUUGGGACUUCUAAUUACGACACUGCAAAUGAUUCUGAUGCUAUUUCUAAUGAUGACUCCACAACCACUGGGUCUCUUUUUGAUUUCUCUGCUUAUGCGAACAAAUUUGACUUGUCUAAGAUGUCUCUUAACAGCAAGUUCCCUUUCAUUAAGAUUAGAAAUUCUGAAGCAGAAUCUUCUAGUUUUGCUAAGCGUGGUGUCAUUGUGCCAGAAAUUGCUCAGGCUGAGUCGGCAGAUAAUAUUGAAAAGAGACAGUCUUCAUCAACAACAACUUCUGAUGGUCUUCAAAAAGUUAUUGCAGUUUAUACUGGUGGUCAAGCUGUAUUGACUGGUUGUCAAAGUCAAGAUCUUGUUGCCAAAGAUAGUCAAAAUGGUUCUACUCUGAGUAUGAGUGGUGGGACAGAUAGUGCCUACGAAUACUAUUUAAAAGAGUAUAUCCUUCUCAAUGGUGCUGACGACUCUUUGAGAACUCUUUAUACAAAUACUAUUGAUGCUGCUAAUGACAAUUUAGUUUAUAAGCCCAUGGUUGAAGGUGAUCCUGAUAUUCUGUUUAUGGGUGCAGUUGUCAAUCGUGAAAAUGGAUUUUAUCAGUUUGAUGCUCAAAUGUCUCAUUUAACCUGUUUUGUUGGUGGAAUGUAUGCCAUGGGCUCUAAAAUCUUUAACCGGCCUGAUGAUUUGGAAAUUGCUCGCAAACUGACACAAGGGUGUGUUUGGGCAUACAAUUCCACUCGAACUGGUAUCAUGCCGGAGUCUUUUACUGCUAGACGUUGUCCAUCUUCUUCGUCCACUUGCCAUUUUGAUUUUGACACGGUGGAUGAGGUGGUCCAAGAAGACAGCACCAACAUUCUCAACUCUCUUCACCAACAAGGAAUUUCAACUGAAAGUUAUGACGCUUAUUCUUUCAUGACUAAACCAAAUGUUUCAGUUAUUAGUGAUGGAAAUGGGGGAACUAGAUGGCCUGUUGAUGGAAAUUAUGACCAGCCCAAAUCUUUCAUCAGAAUGGACUGCAGAUACGUUUUACGCCCUGAAGCGUUGGAAAGUGUUUUCUACAUGUACCGAAUUACUGGUGAAAAGAUUUGGCAGGAUCAAGGUUGGCAGAUGUUUGAAAGCAUAGUCAAUGCUUCAAAGAUUGAAUCGGGUAGUGGAUCUAUUCAAGGUUAUUCUGGUAUUAGUGAUGUUUCUGAUGAUCGACCUCUUUCACAACAACCUGACAAAUAUUUGGAUUCCGCGGAAAGUUUUUGGUGGGCAGAAACUCUCAAAUAUGCAUACCUUUUGUUCGCCGACCCAGACGUGAUUUCGCUGGACGACUAUGUUCUUAACACUGAAGCGCAUCCAUUAAGACGACGAACAGCUUAA
Messenger RNA from Magnusiomyces paraingens, 4716 nucleotides. RefSeq lists its product as uncharacterized. NCBI's taxonomy places the organism in Eukaryota, Fungi, Ascomycota, Dipodascomycetes, Dipodascales, Dipodascaceae. The transcript has 2 exons. Gene Ontology annotation, biological process: N-glycan processing; carbohydrate metabolic process. Gene Ontology annotation, cellular component: endoplasmic reticulum; Golgi membrane. Gene Ontology annotation, molecular function: mannosyl-oligosaccharide 1,2-alpha-mannosidase activity; calcium ion binding. The record is from RefSeq and is a predicted model, not a curated record. Bases 1 to 4716 code for a protein of 1571 amino acids.